CUUAACUUGUGGUGGAGCAGGGGUGUCGCCGGCUGACUCAGCGUGGACCAAACACCAGAUUAAUAAGGAUGAAAACUUCAACAGUCAAAAACGCAUAAUAAUGAAUCCUGUAACAAAAUGAAUAUGGAAGCGCCAUUACCACACUUUCAUCGACUUACAUCAUCACGAUUUUAUCAACAUUAUCUUUCGCCGCCAGUCCGUUUACCCAACGAUUAUGUCCAUGAUCUCCUUCCUCAACAGCAUCCAACACUACUUCAACAAUAUUUAGCCUAUUACAAUGAACCUCUUGUACCUCUCGAUUUAUCCCUUAAACCUACUACGCCAAUCACUCCGCCUUGUACACCGCCACCUAUACAAAAAAGAAAAAUAUGUGAUGAUAAAACUUCAAAGGCGACAAAAAUUUUUCGACACUUUGAAGAUGACACAGAAAAUAAAACCGAAGCUGAAGAGACAUUAGAGAAGAAUAAAAGGGUGGAAGAAAAUUCAAAUGACAGUGAUAGUCCAGAAGCUAAGAAACUAAAAUUUACCAAAAGAUUUUUUGACGAACUUAAAACCUGCCUUCCACCAGAAUCAGAAAUACCAACAAAAGGCGAAAGAAGUUCUCCUUGUAUUGUAGAGAUAAAAGAUGUUGAAGAACGUCCUAGAAAAUCACCAAAACCGACCACUCAACCUCUAAAGAAAAGUAAAGCAGUUAGAAGAUUAAUGUUUGAUGAAGAUAAGACUUCGCCAGUAUCUGGAACGAUUAUACGUGAUUUAGAAGAGGAUGAGACGCUUGUAGUGAGAAAGGGUGACAUUGAUCCAGCUUUUAAUGUGGUUGAAGUGACCGAUGAAGCAAAAGCAUUGAUAGCAAGUAUUGAGAACCGUCUUGGAAGGUACAUCUGUAGAUUAUGCCGAAGACUCUACAGCGAUGCAUUUGCUUUGGCGCAGCAUAGAUGCUCAAGGAUUGUUCAUAUCGAAUACAGAUGUCCGGAAUGUGAUAAGGUAUUCAACUGUCCAGCGAAUUUAGCAUCUCACCGACGUUGGCACAAGCCCCGAGUCCCUGGUGCCACCAAACGCAGAGAAGCACCAUCCACAGAUCCCGGCCGCUUUCCUUGUCAGCAAUGUGGAAAGUUGUUCAGAAGACAAGCCUAUCUGAGAAAACAUCUCUUAGCCCACGAGCAGCCUGAAAACGAGCCCGAAAAGGAACCAUCUGCAUUUAGGCAGGUUCAGGCGGAAUAUUCUACUUUCCAAUCGGAACCAAAUCGUGACAGCAAUUUCAACACGUUUUGGAACAAGAUACCACCACCUCAGCAAGAGAUGAACUGGGAGGAGCUCCGCCCUCGGUGCGUAUCGUCCUGUUCCUCAGAAGACUCGAGGAGUCUGGAUGUAACGGGCUCGGAAGAUGAAGGUGGGGGUUUAGGAGAUGGGUGACGGCGCAUAUUGCGGCCAGUGCCGCGAUUCCCCACUUAUGCACCUCUCCCUAAUGCUCUUUACGCCUACACAUCUUCGUACACUAACGACACUCACUUGUAUUUUUCUUAGAAAAAUAUAUAUGAUGAGCGUUUAGUAUUGUUAUUAUAUAACAGAUUUAAAAGUCGUAGCUAUUAAUCACAUAUCAUGGUUAGAUGUAGUAUAUACUGUUAUAAAAAACACAUUAUUCGCAUCAAUUUUAGAUUUCCACAUUAAAUUAAUAGGUUUCUAAGCCUCGUCUCUGAGCUAUUUGAUUGAGUGUUAUAUCUAUAUUUUUAACCAAGUACCUUACCCUUUCACUGUCCAGAGUUGAUCUACUUAAAUAAUUGUUUACUUAAAUAAGCAGAAACAUCCUAAACAAUUUCUUUUAAUAUUUAUA
This is a messenger RNA of Achroia grisella, 1828 nucleotides long. RefSeq names its product zinc finger protein 652-like. Bases 118 to 1410 code for a protein of 430 amino acids. Gene Ontology annotation, biological process: regulation of cell cycle process; neuron differentiation; negative regulation of transcription by RNA polymerase II. Gene Ontology annotation, cellular component: nucleus; transcription repressor complex. Lineage: Eukaryota; Metazoa; Arthropoda; Insecta; Lepidoptera; Pyralidae. The transcript has 5 exons. The record is from RefSeq and is a predicted model, not a curated record. Gene Ontology annotation, molecular function: RNA polymerase II cis-regulatory region sequence-specific DNA binding; DNA-binding transcription repressor activity, RNA polymerase II-specific.